Molecule: messenger RNA, 1156 nt
Organism: Anoplophora glabripennis (Asian longhorned beetle)
Lineage: Eukaryota; Metazoa; Arthropoda; Insecta; Coleoptera; Cerambycidae
Product: alpha-1B adrenergic receptor-like
Exons: 3
Coding region: 71-1156 (361 amino acids)
Biological process (GO): G protein-coupled receptor signaling pathway
Cellular component (GO): membrane
Molecular function (GO): G protein-coupled receptor activity
Source: RefSeq, a predicted model, not a curated record
UCCUCUUCUUCGGGCAUUGAGCUAUGCUGGCUUCCCGCUGACUACCACGUCGUCGAUCUGCUGCGGUAACAUGGGGACCGUAUCGGAAAAUAUGACCGAAGUCCUGGCAACCGAAUCGGUGUCUCCGGUCACACUCAGCGACCACUGGUCGCGUCUAGCAAGACUGAUCCUCCUAGCUUCGCUCUCCGCAGUUGGAAGCGUUGGCAACGUGUUUAUGAUAAGCGCCGUUAUGAUCGAGGACUAUCUGAGAAAACGAGGUAACACCUUCGUCGUGAACGUAGCGUUAGCAGACGUCCUGGUCUCAGGACUAGUAGUUCCAGCGUCGGCGGUGGUGAUCCUGGCCGGACUGAAAGACAACCUCGCCGUGUGCAGAUUCCAGUGGUUCAUCGCCGUACUGUGCUUCCUAGUGACGGUGCUCUCAAUGGCCGCCGUCGCCACGGAGAACUACUUCCGCCUAUGCUACUCCCCCAACUUCUACGAGAGACUGACCAGGGGGAAGAUAACGGCGUUGCUCCUAACGCUGUGGGCCGUCUGCGCCUGUGUCUCGGGCAUGCAGUUCGCUCCGGACCUGUCCUUCGACUACUGCACCAGGAAGUACCCCGGGCUGAUCCCCUACCAGGCCACCGUGUGCGUGGUGCUGGUGUUCCUGCCCAUGAUCCUCACGUUCUUCUGCUACGUGAGGGCGGGGUACCAAGUGCGUAGGUUCAAGGGCAGGCCCAGCUUCAAAGCCCCCAUCACCUUCAACUGGGACUACGCCCUGAUGCAGGCCAACAUGUACAGCUUCGUCCUCUUCAUAGUGUUCUGGCUGCCGUUCGGGGUGGUGCUCGCGGUAGGUACGGUCCGGAGGAUCCCCGAUAGUUUGUUUUACAACCUGGCCUGGUUGGCGAUAAGCAAGUCUUGCAUCAACAGCAUCCUCUACUGCGUAUCGAAUCGGCACUUCCGCGGCGCUUACGUCAAUCUGUUUCACUACUGUUGUUGCAAGACUACAGUCUCGUUCUCCAGGAGGCAGAGGCCCGAGUGCGUUCGGCCUUCUGGGGACGUGAGGGUGCACAUUAUUCCGGGGUAUAACAUGUACUGCAGCCCGCAGAGGAGUCGCGAGACGCAGAGCAAAAGGUGCUCUACGAGGCUCAACGGUCGGGACAUAUACGAGUUAUGA